Messenger RNA from Pisolithus orientalis, 409 nucleotides. RefSeq lists its product as uncharacterized. The record is from RefSeq and is a predicted model, not a curated record. Lineage: Eukaryota; Fungi; Basidiomycota; Agaricomycetes; Boletales; Pisolithaceae. Gene Ontology annotation, molecular function: GTP binding. The transcript is spliced from 5 exons. The annotation marks the transcript as partial.
GUGUUUCAGCAGAAACGGGGCGAGUUGCUCAUCACCCUCGGAUUCGCAUCCCAAACCCAAAUAGCCAGUUCCGAACCCAAACCCAUUUCUCCCUGCUGAUACCGAGAGUCUACAAUCAAAUACCGAGCGGGCGGUAGUAGUGCGAAGCGUACCAACAAGCGCUACGAGACGAGUCCUGAUAUGGAGGGCUUGCAGGAUAUUGUAGUCGGCAGUGCAGGCACAUCUGAGCCAUCAAACUCCGAAAGUUUACAGCCAACCACUCAGGAACUGAUCGACAUUUGUCCUCGCUUUCGAGUCUUGGUAGUUGGAAAGUCGGGUGUAGGGAAGUCGACUCUGAUCAAUCGAAUCUUCGGUCUGGAAGUUGCGGUUGAGUGAUUGAAGGUUUUCAUUCUUACCUUACAUUAACGAA